CCAGUUGGUGUUCGAAACAUCCCACCUCCUGGUUUUCAACAGCAGCAGCCUCAACCAGAGAAGAAGCCCCAGCUGGAGGAGUUGAUUUUGGCUCAUAUGCAGAAAACAGACAAUAAUUUCAAGGGAUUGAUCAAUUUUUCACUCAACAGCUAGCCAUCAACAAUAAUAUGCAAUCAUCUAUGCUAGCUAUGGAGAGGCAAAUAAGCCAGAUGGCUCAAACUUUGGCAGAUAUUCAGGGUAGGAUUCCAGGGACUUUACCAGCAAAUACUGAGAGGAAUCCGAAGGACGCCAUGGUUGUAGCAGUCACAUUGAGGAGUGGGAAGGAGUUGGAGGAUCCAAAGAGAAAGAAAAAUCCGGUAGAAAAGGAGAGCAAAGCAGCUGCAGAGGAAGAAAGUGCAAAAGCUGAAAAAUCUGACUUGCACAUGCAAACUGCAUGCAAUCUGCCUGUGCAUGAGCAUUCUGCCUGUGCAACUCCAAAAGUGGAAAAACUCAAGAAUGAAGAGGUAAAGCCUUAUGAACCUCCCGCACCCUUCCCUCAGAGGUUAAUGAAGCCCAUGGAAGACCCAAACUUCAAGAAAUUUGUGAAUCUCUUCAAGCAACUUCAUAUCAACAUACCGUUGGCGGAGGCACUUGAACAGAUGCCUACAUAUGCUAAAUUCUUAAGGGAGUUGCUGACAAAGAAGCGUAAAUGGGCUGAUCUAGAGAAGGUAACCCUUACUUCUGAAUGUAGUGCUGUGAUUCAAAAUAAAUUACCAGAAAAGAGGGAUGAUCCAGGAAGCUUCACCAUUCUAUGUAUCAUUGGAGGUACAGAGUUCGAUAAAUCACUUUGUGAUCUUGGAGCAGGAAUUAAUUUGAUGCCAUACUCAGUCUACAAGAAAUUGGGAUUGGGGGAUGUUCUUAAGCCUACUCGGAUCACUCUCCAAUUGGCCGAUCGAUCAGUGAAAAUUCCAAAGGGAGUGGUGGAGAAUGUAUUGGUGAAGGUGGGGAAGUUUAUUCUCCCUACAGAUUUUGUGAUUCUGGAGAUGGAAGAAGAUCGGGGAGUGCCUCUCAUUCUUGGUAGACCUUUUCUAGCCACUGGCGAUGCACUCAUCGAUGUUUGGAGAGGCAAGUUGACAUUCCGAGUAGGUAAAGAGGAGGAAAUUUUAAUGUCUUUCAAGUUGACCAUAAUCACGAUGCAUUUGAUGACUUUGAAAGUGGAGCUCGAGAAAGGAAAAAUUCCUCUUCCUGUGAUAGUGGACCACCCAAAGAACUAUCACAUGUCCUAGCAGCUCAAAGUCUGAAAUCAAAGCAAGGGCAGAAAUCCUUGCCAGGGCACCUCAAGUAUAGAUAUUUGGGUAAAGAUUUCAAUCUUCCUGUUAUCAUUCCUUCUUCACUGACAUUGAAACAGGAAGAGUACUUGCUUGAGGCGCUGCAAUACCACCUACGCCUCACUAAGGAGUUCAACAUGCAAGCUAAGAAGGUCAUACCCAAUUUUCGCACACCUGGCCCUGCAGAGGUGACUCAUAUGUUGGAUGGAGGUUAUACGUUCUAUCAUUGCUCGGGAGGGUAUUCUGGAUACCUUUCCAUACCCAUUGGUUGAAAGCUCCAUAAACGUCAAGCUGAGGA
Molecule: messenger RNA, 1605 nt
Organism: Linum trigynum
Lineage: Eukaryota; Viridiplantae; Streptophyta; Magnoliopsida; Malpighiales; Linaceae
Source: the annotation of a GenBank genome assembly